This is a messenger RNA of Manihot esculenta (cassava), 998 nucleotides long. RefSeq names its product TPD1 protein homolog 1. NCBI's taxonomy places the organism in Eukaryota, Viridiplantae, Streptophyta, Magnoliopsida, Malpighiales, Euphorbiaceae. The record is from RefSeq and is a predicted model, not a curated record. The transcript has 3 exons. The coding region runs from base 43 to 543 and encodes 166 amino acids. Gene Ontology annotation, biological process: cell fate determination.
CUGUGAGGAAGAUUUCAUAUUGCAAGUGAUCAACAAGUUAUAAUGAGUUCUUGUCAUGUUCGCUUCCUUUACUUGAUGAUGCUCAUCAUUGCAUGUUGGAAUCUUAGAAUUCAAUCGGGUUCUUCAAGAAAGUUCUUACAGCCUUCUGAUAAAAAUAAUAACCCAUCAACAAUAUUAUCCAAGAAUUUACAAAAGUCAUACCCAAGUCAAAGAAAGCUUUUGAUUCAUGUGACAGAUAGUUGCACAAACAGAGAUAUAAGCAUCUCACAAAGUAGAGAUUUCACUUCUGGGAUCCCUCAGUACAUAGUUCAGAUUGCCAACACCUGUGUUUCAGGUUGUGCUCCUUCAGAUAUUCAUCUCCACUGUGGUUGGUUUGCUUCUGCAAGAAUGGUAAACCCAACAACUUUCAAGAGGCUUUCCUAUGAUGAUUGCUUGGUAAAUGCAGGGAAACCUUUGAACAAAAGUCAGAUUAUCAGAUUCACCUACUCAAAUUCCUUCAUGUACACACUUGCAUUCAAAUCUGCCAAAUUCUGCCAAGUCUAAACAUCCUACAUUCAGUGGUGGAAGGAGAAAGAAGAGAAACAAUUCCACAUAUACAAAGGAAUCUCCAAACCAUGGUUAUCGAUCCCAAAUCUCAAAGUCAAAGCAGAUGCCGACGAAGAGGAAGAAACGAUAUUGUCUCGGCUUUUACAAUGGUUGUAUUGUAACUUCAAACCCAGGUUUUCAGUUUUCACUUUUCACUACCAUGAUCUUGAUUCUUGUAUCUGAACCUGUCAAUGAUGUUAUAUCAUCCAGAAACUUUCAUUAUUCUGGAAUUAUGAAAAAGAAAAGAAAAUAAUUUGACUCAAAAGCUACUGUUUCUGUAGCUGCAUGGUGCAUGGAAGGUCUGAAAACGGAUGAUCUGUUCAGGCACUGCGUGUGCUUUCAUUGCAUUUUGUCUUUUCUUUGCUUUAACACAUAAUAUCACCUUGUUUUAGACCUGAAGCCGAGAGAGUGAG